Messenger RNA from Lingula anatina, 3329 nucleotides. Its product is annotated as islet cell autoantigen 1-like. Gene Ontology annotation, cellular component: Golgi apparatus. Gene Ontology annotation, biological process: regulation of transport. Gene Ontology annotation, molecular function: protein domain specific binding. The record is from RefSeq and is a predicted model, not a curated record. Lineage: Eukaryota; Metazoa; Brachiopoda; Lingulata; Lingulida; Lingulidae.
UUUUAUUGCAUGUAUUAUUUAGAAACCAGCUCUGCAGUUAUUAUUGACCAAUAGUAGUCGUCGGAGCUUACAUGCCCGUAUUAUUGACAAGAUGGAAGGCAGUAUGUUGAAUCUGCAGUAAAAGGAGAAGUUUCAUUUUAUCCGGAGAAGAUAUAUUAAUACAUUAAGCAUUGGAGUAGGCAGCAGUCAAUCAUGCAAGGUCAGCAGGGUUACUCUGGUCCUUCUUAUGACCGCUGGGUGGAGAGGACGGACAAUUCCACCUUCCAGAGGAUGAAGGAGACGUACUGGACCACUAAACAGGCCGUGAAGAGGAAACUGGGGAAGAAGGAAGAUGAACACAUUGUGGCUUCAGAUGCCGAGCUUGAUGCUAAAUUAGAGGUGUUCAAAGCAGUGCAGCAUUCCUGUAUGGAGCUACUGAGAGUGCUGGAGAAAUAUCAAGACAGAUUAUGUACAUUAUCCCAGGAGGAAAGUGCAACUGGGAGGUUCCUGAAGAAUGAGAGUGGUAAGGACAAGACAAGGGCUGGCAAGAUGAUGGCUGCCGUUGGCAAAUCUCUCAGCUUUUCUUCACAACAAAGGUUAUCUUUGCGCCCAUCUUUGGUGCGACUGUACCAAGAGGUGGAAACCUUUCGUUACCGCGCCAUAUCAGACACCCUCGUCACCAUCAACAGAAUGGAGGCUGCCAGGACAGAGUACAGGGGCGCCCUCAUGUGGAUGAAAGAUGUGUCAGAAAACCUGGACCCUGAUACAUAUAAGCAACUGGAAAAGUUUAGAAAGGUGCAAGCUCAAGUGAGGAAAACUAAGGCCAAGUUUGACCGUCUGAAGGUGGACGUGAUGCAGAAGGUGGACCUUCUGGCGGCCAGUCGGUGCAAUAUGUUCUCCCAUGUGUUAGCCAACUACCAGUCCACACUGUUGACUUUUUGGGACAAAACUGCCAGAACCAUGACAGCAGUGGCUGAGAGUUUCAAAGGAUAUCAAUAUUAUGAAUUUAGUAUGCUAAAGGAACUGACGGAAACUAGUAAAAAGCUUGCUGAUGAAACUAAUAACAUGGAGGCUGCAGACAGAGACAUUGAUGAGUGGAUCAAGAAAGAGGGUGAUGAUGAGGAAUUAGAGCUGACUUGGAAAAAUCCAAUUCCUGAGGAAAAUGAGCAAAAGAAAGAUUGCACAAAUCCAGAGACAGAUGACUCUCAGUUAAUAGAUCUCAGUGAUUUUUCAAUCAGUGCAAAUGAUAGAGACUUAUUAGAUAAUCAGAAUCAAGGUGCUAUGAAUUCAGAACAAUCAGACCAAACAAGAGAAAAGCAAAGUUUAAUAGACUUUCAAGAUGAAGUAGAAGAGGCUAUAGAGAGUAAAGUGUACAGAGAUGAUCCUGACAGUCCAGAACAACCACCACCUCCUGAAGAGAGGGGCAAGCUAGAAAUGUCAGCUUUACCAAGACUACCAGCUAAAAUAAGAAAAGCAGCGGGAGGAAGUGGCGAUGAAUCUCAUGCCAAGACAGCAGAAGAAAAUCAAAAUGGCAAAGAACAGGAUAACAUUAUAGACUUUGGUGAAGAAGAAGAGACAGCUGAAGAGUUUGACUACAGUGGAAAACUAAUACAGUCUUCACAGAAACCACAAGUCCAAAAAGGUCAAAGCAAGGACCUGUUAUCAGACGAGUUGGAGCCGGAUGAGGUUGUGGACAAAGAUGAGAUGAUGCUUCUGAAUGAAAUCCUAUCAAUAGGCAACACCUCUCAGAACAAUGAUGCUCUUUCACAAGAAUGGCAAUCCAUGUUUGGGGCCGCCCCACUAGCUGGUGGUGCCCCCUAUACUCCAGCAGAGAGCGAGCACCCGGCAGAGUCUGCCUCGUAUAUGCCUUCGCAGCUGUUGGAUGUCACUGCUGGCAUGGAGGGACUGAGCUUGGGAACAGGUUUAUCUGGCCAGCCACCUCUUAUGGCUUCAGCUACAUUACCACAGCAACAAGAGCAGCAACAACAACAACAGCAACAACAACAACAACCAAAACCUAAACCAGCUUCCAAAAAGGGUCAGAAUAUGUCCGCCUGGUUCAACCUGUUUGCUGACCUAGACCCCCUUGCCAACCCAGAUGCCAUUGGCAAGAAACAGAAGGAAGCCAGUGAUGCAUUAUAAUACACUCAUUCCAGAACAGAAAAAACAGAGUGUGGAAGAUCCUGUUGGUGCGAUAACGCGAUUUCAAUCACAAAGAUCCCAUUGCCAGUAGAUGAAGACAUUGAUAAUAUUCAACAAUACCAGAAUCACACUAAUUGCACUUCAACAUACUGUCACAGCUAACAUGUUGCCCUCAGAUUUACACUCUGGCUGUUGAAGUAGAUGUUUUUCUUUCGCCGUCAUUGGAUGGCAUUACCUAAACACCUAAAUGGUGAAGACUGAAGGGAAAUACUUUGUGGCAGUUGAAGGAAAUCUGCAUCAUAUUGGAAAAGUAAUGGUGUGCACCAAAAGAUGGCCUUUUACUGGUGAAUAUCUUUGAUAUGUCCAAGGUUGUGACAUAAUUAUGAGAAGAAGGUGGACCAUGUUUUUUUUUUUUCCAAAGUGAGGCCAUUGUGUGAACAUUAUGGGAUGGGAAUAAUCUAAACUUGGGGUGUGGGUGGGGGAUAUAAGAAACUUGGGGAAAUUACUUUUGUUCUUUUUUAUUAUAUAUUUAUAAAGUCUGUUGAUUUAACGUGAUUGUUUUUAUGUUGUUAAUGGUGCUUUCUGGGUAAAAACUGUGAGAUGAUUUAUAGCUGCCAAAGCUAUCUGAAGUACUUUCAUAUGUUUUAUGGUCAAUAGAUGAUUGAAAAACUUAUAGACUUUGGGGACUUUCUCCAUUAAACUGUGUAGCACCAUUGCUAAUAAUUUUGAUUACUUUGGAAAUGAUGUGUUGUAAAAAGGUAGUGAUGCUAGAAUUUACUGAUAUUUUUUGUCAUGUCAGAACACAGCUUUGAAUUUAUUAAGUGCAAUCAUGGUAUUACAUUGGACCAACUAAUGGGUAUUGGUUUUUUUAUGUAGAAUAAUUUGUACUCUCUAGUUUCCCAUUACUUGCAUUUUCUGAGCUGUUUUAGAAGUGUGUUUUAGUUACUGGCCCUCGUCUGAAAUUCUAGUUUUCCAUAUUGUAAUGCGCCUCGAGUUGAAGAGGUUAGUGACAAAUACAGAAGCAUGUUGAUAAUAGAGGUUAAUUUACAGCAGACUGAAACCCUGUGUGUUGCCAAGAUACUGCCUGUACAACAUUUUCUGUUUCUACAAUUUUUUUUCCAUUUUGUUACAAACAGUGAUGAAAAACUCUCAACAUAUUUGUCAUCUCACACUUAUUGCAUUUUAUUUUUAUACUGUCAGUUGCAUUU